Messenger RNA from Fulvia fulva, 408 nucleotides. RefSeq lists its product as uncharacterized. The transcript has a single exon. NCBI's taxonomy places the organism in Eukaryota, Fungi, Ascomycota, Dothideomycetes, Mycosphaerellales, Mycosphaerellaceae. The record is from RefSeq and is a predicted model, not a curated record. The coding region runs from base 1 to 408 and encodes 135 amino acids.
AUGCUCACCACUUUGAGCAUUCUGCCAGCUUUGGCCCUCUUCACCACUUCCAUUUCCGCGGCACCAAUCCAGCGUGCCGAGGCAUCAGUCAACACCGCCCUCUACAACUACCCCCUCCAAGCACCCUCCGCCGGUCAGCCUUUCACUAGUCUCCAGCUACGUAUCGGUCAGCCUUACAUCGAUGGCACAGGCUGUGAGGCGGUGGUGAUUCGUGAAGCCCUCCUUGGGGAGCUUCUGAGCAUCGUCGAUGUCUACCGCUGUGUGGAGGACGGCUCGCUGAAGGGGGCGUUUAUCUCUUUCAGUUCCUUUCCCGAUGAGGCCAAGAGACUCAGAGCAACGGAAACAUUUGCGGAGGCGUAUCCUAUGAUUGAGUGGUUCCUGGACGACGACAUCAGCGCUGUGCGGUAG